This is a messenger RNA of Phodopus roborovskii (desert hamster), 1042 nucleotides long. RefSeq names its product meteorin, glial cell differentiation regulator (gene Metrn). The record is from RefSeq and is a predicted model, not a curated record. The coding region runs from base 104 to 979 and encodes 291 amino acids. Gene Ontology annotation, biological process: glial cell differentiation; positive regulation of axonogenesis. The transcript has 4 exons. Gene Ontology annotation, molecular function: hormone activity. NCBI's taxonomy places the organism in Eukaryota, Metazoa, Chordata, Mammalia, Rodentia, Cricetidae.
UUGUGGGGGACGCGCCGGGCCGGGCGGCCGCGCCGCGGGCUGCUACCGCUGCGGCCCGGACCUCCCGGGGCAGCAGCCCGAGGCCCCGGCGCGUCCCCGAGCCAUGUCGGUAGCCGCGCUUCUCUGCGCGCUGUGCUGUGGCCUCUUGGCCACUUCUGCUCGUGCCGGCUACUCCAAGGACCGCUGCAGCUGGAGGGGCAGCGGCUUGACCCAGGAGCCCGGCAGCGUGGGGCAGCUGACCCUGGAUUGUACUGAGGGCGCUAUCGAGUGGCUAUAUCCAGCCGGGGCGCUUCGCCUGACCCUGGGCAGCCCCGAUCCGGGCACGCAGCCCAGUAUCGUCUGUCUGCGCCCCGCGCGGCCCUUCGCUGGUGCCCAGGUCUUCGCUGAACGGAUGGGCGGCAACCUGGAGUUGCUACUGGCCGAGGGCCCAGACUUGGCUGGGGGCCGCUGCAUACGAUGGGGUCCCCGCGAGCGCCGGGCCCUUUUCCUGCAGGCCACACCACAUCGCGACAUCAGCCGCAGAGUUGCUACCUUCCGUUUUGAGCUGCACGAGGACCAGCGUGCAGAAAUACCUCCCCAGGCCCAAGGUCUUGGUGUAGAUGGUGCCUGCAGGCCCUGUAGUGAUGCUGAGCUCCUUCUGGCUGCAUGUACCAGUGACUUUGUGAUCCAUGGGACCAUCCAUGGGGUCGCCCACAACAUGGAGCUGCAAGAAUCAGUCAUCACUGUGGUGGCCACCCGUGUCAUCCGCCAGACACUGCCACUGUUCCAUGAAGAGGGCUCAGAGGGCCAGGGCCAGGCCUCCAUUCGUACCCCAUUGCGCUGUGGUGUGCGCCCUGGCCCGGGCUCCUUCCUUUUCAUGGGAUGGAGCCGAUUUGGUGAAGCCUGGCUGGGCUGUGCUCCCCGCUUCCAAGAGUUCAGCCGUGUCUAUACAGCUGCCCUAACAGCCCACCUCAACCCAUGUGAGGUGGCACUGGACUGAGAGCCCUGGGAGCAAGCCCCCGCCGGACCUUCUCCUGGGAGUGGGAUACUGGGGAGGGGUGGU